AUGUCCAACCCAUUGAUCGUCGACAUCCACACCCAUGUCUACCCACCCGCAUACAUCGAUAUGCUCCGCGCCCGUCACAAGGUGCCAUACAUUCACGACCCAUCCGACGGCGGACCGCCCCGUCUAAUCAUCCUCUCCUCGGACGAUGACUCCAAUAUCCCCCUUGACCAGCGCGGCCGACCAGUCGACUCCUCCUAUUCCGACAUAAAUGUCAAACUGGACUUCAUGGACAAGCACGGCAUUGACUGCAGCGUCAUCUCCCUCGCCAAUCCAUGGCUAGAUUUCAUCGGCGAAGAACAAGCUUCCGAGUGGGCUCAAAAGAUCAAUAAUGACCUAGAAUCUACCUGUGCGCAGGUCAACAGCGCAACGGCCACCUCAGACAAGCUCCCUCGUCUCUUUGCGUUUGGUACUUUACCUCUAGGUGCACCGCAGCAGGCCGCCGUAGCGGACGAAGUGCAUCGAAUCAGCGCCCUCCCCCAUAUCCGCGGCGUCAUCAUGGGUACCACCGGUCGAGGCAAUGGCCUAGAUGACCCUCAGUUAGCAGCAGUAUGGGGAGCACUACAAGAUACCCAGCUGAUGCUAUUCUUACAUCCGCACUAUGGCUUACCGGACGAGGCAUUCGGGGGACCCGAGAUCGUUCGUCGCUAUGGACAUGUCCUCCCACUGGCACUCGGGUUCCCGCUGGAGACUACCAUUGCGAUUACGCGUAUGUAUCUGAGUGGGGUAUUUGAUCGCUUCCCCAAGCUUCGAAUCUUGUUGGCUCAUUCGGGUGGUACGCUUCCGUUUUUGGCGGGGAGGAUUGAGAGUUGUAUUGCGCAUGAGAGGACUUUUAAGGUUAAUGGGGGGAGCGUUCAGGGCCCGCAGCGGGGUAUUUGGGAUGUUUUGAAGACGAAUAUUCAUCUGGAUGCUGUGGCCUAUGGGACUGCUGGGUUGAAGGCAGCCGUAGAGGCUGGAGGGGGUACUACGGAUCGCCUGUUGUUUGGUACCGAUCAUCCAUUCUUUCCACCUCUCGAUGAGGAAGAUGAAAAGUGGACUAGUGUGACUACCAACUACAAGGCUAUUAGUGCGGCAUUUGGGGGGGACGAAGCAGUGGCAGCGGUGUUGGGAGGUAACGCAGUUCGCAUUCUCAACUUGAAGUAA
Messenger RNA from Penicillium brasilianum, 1140 nucleotides. Lineage: Eukaryota; Fungi; Ascomycota; Eurotiomycetes; Eurotiales; Aspergillaceae. The record is from the annotation of a GenBank genome assembly.